Symbiodinium sp. CCMP2592 is the source of this 696-nucleotide messenger RNA. NCBI's taxonomy places the organism in Eukaryota, Dinophyceae, Suessiales, Symbiodiniaceae. The record is from the annotation of a GenBank genome assembly.
AUGGCCACUGCAGCUCCGCAGAGGUUCAAUCGCAAGGCGCCUGCGCCCCGAACAUGCAUCUCCUGCCUUGCGUGCGCGGCGAUGACGACGUCUCUUCGCGCCAGCGGACAUUGCUUUGCGUCGCCAGGCGGCCUUACCAUGACGCAUCGGAGCAGACUGCCCCUGCGUGGCGUCACCAGCGGCGAGCCGGAGGUGUCGACCGCUGUGCCAAGGCUCCGCCCGGCUACAGCAGGCGACAUGCCGUGGAUUGCACUGACGAUUGCGUCGAUGGUCAUGAGCCCUUUCGGGCUGCAGGCAGAGAACUUCCUCGUGGCGGAGGACGAUGCGCCCGGCGAUGGCCGCUUGGGUUUCGCGCAACUGCGGCGACUGGGGCCUUCAGACUCACAGGGCGAGGAGCCUGCUCCGUUCUUGCUGGCUUCUCUCUACGUCAAAGCUGAAGCUCGAGGUCAAGGGGUCGGAUCCCGCCUAGUUCGGGCACUGCUUGGAAGAUCUGACGAGCCCAGGAAGAGGACUGUCUAUGCCCUCACUCUGAAGAACAAGCUCGGCUUCUUCGAACGCCUUCAGUUUAAGGAGCUUUCAGGCAAGGACCUGUCUCUGCUUCCCACGGAAUUGGGGCUGGAGGCCCAGCUGGGCAGGGUCAUCGCUCCCAUCGCUGCCGGUGAGCCGUUGGUGGUUCUCCGUUACGAGGGGCCGUAG